Molecule: messenger RNA, 4227 nt
Organism: Odobenus rosmarus divergens (Pacific walrus)
Lineage: Eukaryota; Metazoa; Chordata; Mammalia; Carnivora; Odobenidae
Gene: ZC3H11A
Product: zinc finger CCCH-type containing 11A
Exons: 18
Coding region: 1756-4206 (816 amino acids)
Molecular function (GO): metal ion binding
Source: RefSeq, a predicted model, not a curated record
GGCAGUCUUGGAUUUCUGCUGGUGCUGCUGCUGUGAGGACGGCGGGCGCGGCUAAGAAAGAAGAAAGACGUGGCAGCAAGCGGGAGUCGGGGACAGUGUCGGCGGUUCGGUAAAGUUUCUGUUCUCUGAUUUGGGGAUAUUCCCUGCCCAAAAAUUUCCUGGAAAAUUGACUAGUAUUAAGUGUGAGUAAAAGGUGUCCACUUUUUUUUAAGUUUUGAUUUUAGUUUUGUCUUGGAUAGUAUUUGGCAAGAUUUAGCCUAGAAAUUAUGUAGUAUUUAUUACAUGAGAAUCAAAAUUGCUUUGUUACGGGGCUGGUUUCAAAAUUUAGAACUCAUUUCUAUGUAUCAAAAUCGUUUUUUGUUUUUGUUUUUUGGGUUUUUUGUUUUUUGUUUUUUUAAUUCUUAAAUGGUAAAUGUACCAUUGUGAAAUGAAAUUUCAACUCCAAAAGUUUACCCUUUUACUAACUGGAGUAAAUGAAUAAUUAUAAAGUCUUUGGUUGUAGCCAUCACUUGUGAAGAAAAAAAAAAAAAACGAAACCAGGCUGCCUAAGCAAGCCUUUGCAGGGCCAAUAUUGAAUGUCAUGCCAGUGACACUGGUGUUGCUAUAAAGGAAGAAAAAGUCUUCCAUUAGAUAGAAGCUUUCUGGAUUGUGACAGCGCCAGUUCAGGACGGCUGUAAUGCUGCUCUGCCUUCCACAGCUCGCUGCACCACUCUGUAGUUACUCGGUAACUAUACGUUUCUAUCUUUUUUGGUUAAACACUCCCUGAAGAUGAGAAAUAUGAUGUACAUACAUCCGUAUUAUACACAUUGAUUCACGUGUAAGGAUUUCCCUUCAUGUUUAUUCUGUGGGCUGGGCACAACUUAGUGUAACAUAGCGAUACACGUCAUGAUACUUUGGUAUAAGAGUAAGUUCACUAUUUUUAUAAUGAACCCAAAUCUGAAGGCUUUUGUAGUGUAUUUUAAAAGGGAAAACUUACCCAAAUGUUUUAUUUCUACACAUUUGUGUAUGUGUGUGUGUGUGUAUAAGCCAGUUAGUAUAUAUGUAUAUGAAUAUUGUAUACAUAAAACACUUGAUAUUUUUUCAUACAAGUAUGCUUUUAUUAUACAGAUAAUAAAGAUGGGGGAAGGUUUCUGUUUUUUUCUUAAUAGGUGAAGAAAUCUUGAAGACCAGAAAUUGGAUCUUAUUGAAUUUUGGUGUUCUUUUUCUUUUUUCUUUUUCUUCUUUCUUUUUAAAUUAUAUUGUUCGGCUAUGGAAGAUGGAUUUUUUUUUUUCCAAUAAUCCUUUGACUCUGAAGUUCAUCUUUAAAUGAACUCUCUUUUUUGUUGGUUUUUAUUUUUGUUUUUGUUUUUGAGGAGAUAACUAAGCCUAGCUGUCUCCAGUCUGACAAAGGUUAUUCGAAUGGACUUAAUCUCCCAGUAGUUGGGAGAUGUUUUAAAAACACGUCCUGUGUUUGAAUUGUGGCUGAGAGGUUUCCUUGGCAAUGUGAGGAGGAAAAUUCUUUCUGCCCCAUUAUUAUUAAUUCAUGGAUUGAGUGUUGGUUCGACCUACAGGCGUAAUAGAUUGGAACUCAGUGAAGACACAGAGGUUCCUGUUGAGAGCAACCAGCUAAUGAUUGCAUUUUAAAGACGAUUUCUCUGAUUGAGUUGUCUUUUGGAAGAUUAAACCCAUUUCAAGAGGACUUGGAGCUGGUCCUCGCCUUGAGGAAGCAGUGGCUUGUUUUCAAGAAGCCACUUCCAAUCUAAGGAUCUACCCAGCAUGCCUAAUCAAGGAGAAGACUGCUAUUUUUUUUUCUAUUCUACAUGUACCAAAGGUGACAGCUGUCCCUUCCGUCACUGUGAAGCUGCACUAGGAAAUGAAACUGUUUGCACAUUAUGGCAAGAAGGGCGCUGUUUUCGGCAGGUGUGCAGGUUUCGGCACAUGGAGAUUGAUAAAAAACGUAGUGAGAUUCCUUGUUACUGGGAAAAUCAGCCAGUGGGAUGUCAAAAACUAAACUGCGCUUUCCAUCACAAUAGAGGACGUUAUGUUGAUGGCCUUUUCCUACCUCCAAGCAAAACUGUGUUGCCCACUGUCCCUGAGUCACCAGAAGAGGAAGUGAAGGCUAACCAGCUCACAGUUCAACAGAACAAAUUGUCUGUCCAGUCUAAUCCCUCCCCUCAGCUGCGAAGUGUUAUGAAAGUAGAAAGUUCGGAAAAUGUUCCUAGCCCCACCCAUCCACCGGUUGUAAUCAAUGCUGCAGAUGAUGAUGAAGAUGAUGAUGAUCAGUUUUCUGAGGAAGGUGAUGAAACCAAAACACCCAUCCUGCAACCGCCUCCUGAAGUUCAUAAUGGAUUACGGACAGCCUCUGCCCGGAAACCUGGGGUCAAUUUGAAGCAAGGUGAAUGUUUGAAUUUUGGAAUAAAAACUCUUGAGGAAAUUAAGUCAAAGAAAAUGAAGGAAAAAUCCAAGAAGCAAGGUGAAGGUUCUUCCGGAGUUUCCAGUCUUUUACUCCAACCUCAGCCCAUUCCAGGUCCUGAAAAAGAAAAUGUUCGGACUGUAGUGAGGACAGUAACUCUUUCCAGCAAACAAGGAGAAGAACCCUUGGUAAGAUUGAGUCUCACUGAGAGACUGGGAAAACGAAAAUUUUCAGUAGGUGGUGACAGUGAUCCUCCAUUAAAGCGUAGCCUUGCACAGAGGUUGGGGAAGAAAGUGGAAGCUACAGAAACUAACACUGACAAAACACCAAAGAAAGUUCAUGUUCCCAAGUCUCUGAAGGAGCGAUUAGGCAUGUCAGCUGGUCCCAACAGUGAGGAGGCAGCAGAGAGAGUCACUAAAGUUGGUGAGAUCCAUGUGAAGACAUUAGAAGAAAUUCUUCUUGAAAAAGCUAGUCAGAAACGUGGAGAAUUGCAACCUAAACUCAAGACAGAAGGACCUUCAAAAGUUGAUGAUUCUACUUUAGGAACAAGAAGCCCCUCCACUAUCCGAAUCAAAACUUUCUCUGAGGUCCUGGCUGAAAAGAAACAUCGGCAGCAGGAAGCAGAGAGGCAAAAAAGCAAAAAGGAUGUAACUUGCAUCAAGCUAAAGACAGAUAGUGAAAUUAAAAAAACAGUGGUUCUGCCACCUAUAGUUACCAGCAAAGGACAAUCAGAGGAGCCCGCAGGUAGAACAAAGUCUAUGCAGGAGGUGCACAUCAAGACACUGGAGGAAAUUAAACAGGAGAAGGCACUGCGGGUACAGCAGAGCUCUGAGAGCAGCACCAGCUCCCAGCCUCAGCUUGAGGCCGCCCCAGGGGCAAGGCGGCUUCUCCGAAUCACAAAAAAAACAGGUAUGAAAGAAGAGAAGAAACUUCAAGAAGGAAGUGAAGUUGCUUCCCAGAGCAGUGUUAUUAGAACAGAGGCUAAAGAGGCUUCAGAAGAGACCACAGGAAUUGGCAUCACCAAAAUUCAAGUCAAGAGGUGUGAGACCAUGAGAGAGAAGCACAUGCAGAAACAGCUGGAGAGGGGCACCUCACAGAAGGAAAAAUCGGUUUUGACACUCCUCCGGGGAGACGUAGACUCUUACAAUACUCAGAUAGCAGAGAAGCCGGUGCUCACUACAGUGCCAGGCCUCACACGGCACCUGACCAAGCGGCUUCCCACAAAGCCAUCCCAGAAGGCAGAGGUAGAAACCUCAGGCAUUGGGGACUCAAUACUGAAUGUGAAAUGUGCAGCACAGACCUUGGAAAAAAGGGGUAAAGCUAAACCCAAAGUCAAUGUGAAGCCAUCUGUGGUUAAAGUGCUCUCAUCCCCCAAAUUGGCCCCCAAACGCAAGGCAGUGGAGGCCCACCCUGCUGUCAUUGCAGCUGUGAAGCCACUCAGCUCGAGCAGUGUCCUACAGGAAAGCCCCACCAAAAAAGCAGCUGUGGCGGUUGUCCCACUCCUUUCUGAGGACAGGUCAGUCACUGUGCCUGAGAUGGAAAAACCUAGAGACAGUCUUGUGCUGCCUCCAACCCAGUCCUCUUCCGAUUCCUCCCCACCAGAAGUAUCUGGCCCUUCUUCAUCUCAGAUGGCCACGAAAACUCGCCGACUCAGCUCCACCUCAACAGGAAAGCCCCCGCUUUCUGUGGAGGAUGAUUUUGAGAAACUAAUAUGGGAGAUUUCAGGAGGCAAAUUAGAAGCUGAGAUCGACUUGGAUCCUGGGAAAGAUGAAGAUGACCUUCUGCUUGAGCUAUCAGAGAUGAUUGAUAGCUGAAGGCCGUAGAACAUUUAAAAA